Molecule: messenger RNA, 441 nt
Organism: Thelazia callipaeda (thelaziosis nematode)
Lineage: Eukaryota; Metazoa; Nematoda; Chromadorea; Rhabditida; Thelaziidae
Source: the annotation of a GenBank genome assembly
AUGGCUGUCGAAGGAGUAUUUUGCUACGACUGCCAUUCCGAACUUGGUACAUGCAAUGAUGGUGAAUGCGAAGGUGCUGUGUGCUUGAAAAUGGAAACAUCAAAUCGUGAUAAUGAUAGGCGAACGGUACAAAAGGGAUGUGGUGAAAGGUACGAAGAAAACGGUUGUCAACAAAGCACAUUUGGUUCUAAAUGGACGUCACGUUGUGUAUGUGGCCAGUCUAUGUGCAACGGUGAUGAUGCUUUAGUGGCAGCUGGUCUUGAAUCUUCUUCUGACAACAACAGAACCUUAGCAUCGCUACAACUUCUCACCUCAUUAACCUUCCUCUUCUUCCUCGCUGCAGCUAUGCGUCCCUUUUUCAUUCUCAAUGCAAAAUUUGCAUUUUAUUUUUCUUCCAUAUACUUCACUGCACAGCAUCUUAAUGAUUACUGCGCCUCAUAA